Messenger RNA from Lichtheimia ornata, 2745 nucleotides. RefSeq lists its product as uncharacterized. The record is from RefSeq and is a predicted model, not a curated record. NCBI's taxonomy places the organism in Eukaryota, Fungi, Mucoromycota, Mucoromycetes, Mucorales, Lichtheimiaceae. Gene Ontology annotation, biological process: microtubule-based movement. Gene Ontology annotation, molecular function: microtubule motor activity; microtubule binding; ATP binding. The coding region runs from base 1 to 2745 and encodes 914 amino acids. The transcript is spliced from 10 exons.
AUGUCAGGGAACAACAUCAAGGUGGUUUGUCGCUUCCGACCGCAGAACAAGCUUGAAAUCAAAGAAGGCGGUCAGCCCAUCAUUGACAUUGAUGACGAAGGAACUUCUGUCAAGCUUAAUGGGAAAGACGUAAAGCAAACAUAUGCAUUCGAUAAAGUCUUUGGCUGGAAGACACGACAAGAAGACAUCUUCAACUACUCCAUCAAAUCCAUUGUCGAUGAUGUUGUGUCUGGGUAUAAUGGUACUGUCUUUGCCUAUGGACAAACCGGUUCCGGUAAAACAUAUACGAUGAUGGGAUCAGAUAUCGACGAUCAUGAAAACAAAGGCAUUAUCCCCCGUAUCGUCGAGCAGAUCUUUACAAGCAUCAUGGAAUCACCACCAAACAUGGAGUUUACAGUCAAGGUUUCCUACAUGGAAAUUUACAUGGAGAAAGUGCGAGACUUGUUGAAUCCCCAGCAUGAUAAUUUACCAAUCCAUGAAGACAAAGUCAAAGGCGUCUAUGUGAAGGGUGUCCUUGAAGUGUACGUUUCGUCUACCGAGGAAGUCUAUGAAGUAAUGCGGCGUGGUAGCAACAAUCGAGUGGUAGCAUAUACAAACAUGAAUGCCGAAAGUUCUCGAAGUCAUUCGCUUGUAAUGAUUACUAUUACGCAAAAGAAUGUGGAUACUGGUGCUGCCAAGAGUGGAAAGCUUUAUCUGGUGGAUCUUGCUGGUUCUGAAAAAGUGGGCAAGACUGGUGCUUCUGGACAAACGCUUGAAGAAGCCAAGAAGAUCAACAAAUCUCUUACUGCACUUGGCAUGGUUAUUAACGCCCUUACGGAUGGAAAGUCGAGCCAUAUUCCAUAUCGUGAUUCCAAGUUGACACGUAUCCUACAAGAAUCUCUCGGUGGCAAUUCACGCACAACACUUAUCAUCAAUUGCUCGCCUUCAUCUUAUAACGAAGCAGAGACUGUAUCAACUUUGCGUUUCGGUGUGCGUGCCAAGACAAUCAAGAACAAAGCCAAGGUCAACGCUGAUCUAUCACCUGCUGAAUUGAAGGCUUUGCUCAAAAAAGUCAAAAGUGAUACUGUAUCAUAUCAACAAUACAUCUCGGCUCUUGAAGGUGAAAUCACUGUAUGGCGAUCAGGUGGCAAGGUUCCCGAAGCGCAGUGGGCUUCUCCUGAUAAGAAGAACAAUGUACCUAUACCAGCAGCCCGUGCCAUCACUGAUGCUGGCGCAGCCGACUCUACAUCGUCCUCUCGUCCUUCGACCCCAGCCCCUGCAGCCUUGGAUCCAAGUGAGCGUGAAGAGCUCGUGAAGCGUGAACAGGAACUCGUUGAGCAGAUUUCAGAGAAAGAAACAGAGCUUGCAAGUCGCGAGAAGCAGUUACAAGAUAUGCAAAACGAAUUAAGUCAACUCAAAGAGCACGACAAAAAGUACAGCUUAGAGAAUCAGCAGAUGACAAGUGAACUCAGCGAGGUCAAGAUGCAACUGGAGAAAGUUACAUACGAGAACAAGGAGAGUACAAUCAACGUGGAUUCGCUCAAGGAAGCAAAUCAAGAGUUGGAUAUGGAGCUACAGGAGCUUCGAAAGACUUUGGCCCAAGUUCGAGAUGCGACCAAGGUGGACAAUGAGGAUCAAGCCGAAAAACAAGAGCUGUCCCCUGCAGACAAUACCACAAAGACACUUGUCGAUGAUGACAAUAUUGAGGACUAUACCAUGUCACCGGAGCAACUGGCUGUGCUGCGACAAGAACUUUCUGAAUGCAAAGCGGUGGUGGAAAAGCAUCAAGAGACCAUUCACAAUCUAAAUCGAGAUAAGGAGGGACUUGCAACAAAGAGCAGCGAACUCGAACGCCGAUUAAUGACACUUGAGAGCGAAUACGAAGAGCUUUUAGACAAAACAAUUGCGGAUGAAGAGCAUGAUGCGAAUAUUGAAGAUACAAUUGCUGAACUUAAGGCUAAGCUUGAGUCGCAGUACUUGGCGAAAAAAGAAAUGCAAGAGCGGGAGAUCAAUGAUUUGCGUCAAGAGCUUGAGCAAAAAACGAAUGAGGAGGACAAGCUAUCAGCUACAAUGAAGGAACUUCAACAAGUACACGAUGACUUGCAGGCUGCGAUUAUGAAACGCAAGGCAGCAGUAGACUCAUCUGCGACAACCACGUCGACUGAAGAUAAAGAAAAGGAUUUGGAACGGAUGCGUAAAUCUAUGGCGCAACAGCUGGCUGACUUUGAAGUAAUGAAGAAAGCUCUCAUGCGUGAUCUACAAAGCCGAUGUGAACGGGUGGUGGAACUCGAGAUCUCCUUGGAUGAAACCCGUGAGCAAUACAACACUGUGCUAAGAGCUACCAACAAUAAGGCACAGCAAAAGAAGAUGGCCUUCUUGGAACGUAACCUGGAGCAAUUGACCAAUGUUCAACGUCAGCUUGUGGAGCAAAACACACAAUUGAAGCGGGAGGCAGCAUUAGCUGAUCGUAAGCUAUCGGCCAGAAAUGAACGUAUCCAAAAUCUGGAGGAUUUGUUGCAAGAGGCUAAACAACGACUACUUACGCAGAAUGAAAAGUUUGACCAACAGCUCCAUACAGUGCGUGAACGUUUGGAGCAUGCCAGAUCAGCCAAAUCACAGAAUGGGAUGGCCUUAAACUUUGGACGAAUCGCGAAACCUUUGCGAGGACGUGGCGCAGCUGUGGAAGAUGAAUUAACGCCUGCUUCAGCGGUAUCGGCCACCACAACACGUGACAAGCGAUCUUCUUGGAUUCCUUCAUUCCGAUGA